This is a messenger RNA of Spodoptera litura, 521 nucleotides long. RefSeq lists its product as uncharacterized. Lineage: Eukaryota; Metazoa; Arthropoda; Insecta; Lepidoptera; Noctuidae. The record is from RefSeq and is a predicted model, not a curated record.
AUUUUACGUAUAAAUACUUAUUUAAACAAAGCGCAUGGAUUUAUUAAAGGAUUCAGAUACUACGUUUCGAAGUUCAAGCAGCUAAGAUGAAGAGUUUCAUGUUUGUUGUGUUGCUGGCAGUUACCCUUGGGUAUGCCACUGUAGAUGCUGCAAAGCGUCCUGAAGCUCGGUUUACUGGACCAGAAAAUAUUACGUCAAAGGCACACGUGCUCUUAGCAUCAAAGAAUAGCGUUAAUGAUAGAAUUUUGUCCAGCACAUACCACAGUGUUGACAGAUCGCAUAGAAUAGCACACAAUCAAGAAAUACUCAUCCGCUUGGUUGAGUUCGCCAGAAUCACACGAGUUGAGGGCUGGGCCGGAACGGAUUCUGUAUUGAAAGUCCUAGAUGGAGGUCUGGGGCAUAAUUUCAUCAAAUUAGGUUAUAACACCGAAGAACACAAGUCUUUCAGUUAUAGAGUGGAUGUGUACGGCGUGUUAGAAUGCGAUGAUUAAAUAUAAUAAAUAAAAGUUUGUAAAAAAGUA